This is a messenger RNA of Anopheles coustani, 2305 nucleotides long. RefSeq names its product putative neutral sphingomyelinase (gene nSMase). Gene Ontology annotation, molecular function: sphingomyelin phosphodiesterase activity. Bases 122 to 1390 code for a protein of 422 amino acids. Gene Ontology annotation, cellular component: cytoplasm. Lineage: Eukaryota; Metazoa; Arthropoda; Insecta; Diptera; Culicidae. The record is from RefSeq and is a predicted model, not a curated record. The transcript has 4 exons.
UACGUGGAGUAGCUUUUUUCACCUUUCGCGUUAAUAUCUAAGACUAACUGUGUGAAUAUUUAAACCGUCCAACAUCCGCUGGUAAGCAAGGCUUGCUUUCGGUCUGUUAUUGUGGUGUGAAAUGGCAAUGGAACUGAGCAUUUUAACGCUUAACAUUUGGGGCAUUCCGUACGUAUCGAAGGACCGAGAGAUACGAGUGAAGGCCAUUGGAGAUGUGCUGGCCAGCGGUAACUAUGACGUCGUUUCGCUGCAGGAAGUGUGGUCCGAAGCGGAUUAUCAAUAUCUGAGGCAGCGUGUGGAAAAUGUGCUUCCGUUUUGUCACUAUUUUUAUAGUGGUGUCGUCGGCUCAGGGUUAGCGAUUCUCUCGCGCUAUCCGAUUGUUUCAGCAUUCUUCCAUGCUUGGUCCGUGAAUGGGUACAUCCAUCGCAUCCAGCACGGCGAUUGGUUCGGUGGGAAAGGUGUUGGCAUGGCCAAGAUCUCCGUUAACGAUCAGCCAGUGCAUGUGUACGUCGCUCAUCUUCAUGCGGAAUAUAAUCGGCAAUGCGAUGACUACAUGGCCCACCGGGUCAUUCAAGCGCACGAUACUGCUCAGUUCAUCGAAAGCACUCGUGGCCAGUCGGUGCUGCAGAUACUGGCCGGUGACCUAAACACGGAGCCGGGCGAUCUUGCCUACCGCGUGCUGGUGUCCUGCUCGAAACUGAAAGAUUCAUAUGAUCGCAAGAUGCUGGGAAGCUUGGUGGGUACAAACGAAUGUAAAUCGAACAGCUAUACCGAUCCCUCGGCUGCGAAACAGAAUCCCCAAGGAAAGCGAAUUGAUUAUGUGAUGUACCGCAUCGGAGAGCAUUAUGAAGGCCGGCUGCUAGAGCACCGGUUACCGCUGGCCGAGCGUGUCCCCGGUCAAACUUGUAGCUAUUCUGAUCACGAGGCUGUGUACGCGAAACUGAUACUGAAGAAGAGUUCAUCGUCCACCAUUCAGAACUUGAUAGCGUGUAAUAGUGGAAAGACACGAGAGGAUGACUCUUGCAAUCGAGAUACACGGGAGGAAACACAGCGCGAGGCUGUGAUGGCGCUGCGAGAGAGUGUGGCCAUCUGCAACGAAAGCCUAAAGCAGCUCGAGUCUCAUCGACGUAGCUACACUCUGAUGGCGAUCGGUGUGGUAAUCGUGCUAAUCAAUCUGCUUGAAUUGCAAGCUCCGUACGGGCUAAAGAUUGCCUUUCUGGUACUGAAGUUUUUGCUCUGCGCCGUGAUCAUUUUCUUCGUCGUUAUGGCAACAAUCUGGAACGUGAUGGAAAAGCAUGGCAUACUGUCCGGAAAGUUGUCGAUGGAAAUCGCCCUCAAAGGGUACAGUCUCGAAGCUGCAAGCGGUGGACGAAGCGGUAUCAUAGAGUAGAAAUGAUAAAUGGUGCCGAUUGCACCGAACCAUAAAUGUAUUUUUCAGCCUUCCCUUAGUCGAGUUCGUUUUCUUCCAUUUCCACAAACGUCCUUCGCAAUGCACGCCAAUGUAGGCAACUUAGAGAAGACUGCACGAAACCGCUAAGGUUGUGCGUUGAGUUUCCAACAAUGGAACACAGUACUCAACACCAGCCGAUAGAUUGUUGAGCCGAGAGAAAGAGAGUGAAAUAUAAACAUUCCCCAAAAACGUUGCAUGGGAAAAAAACCUCUAGACACGCUUUGUUGUUUGAUUCCGAUUUUCCAUGCCAAUGUAUUACUCAUCGCCCCCUUAGGCAUAUCUAGGAAGACUGUAGGCGUGGAAAAAACCAAGAUUUUCCUCUACGAUAUAGACGCAGUUAGAGAUAAAAUGGUAUCUAAUACUGGCACAAAUCCAUAAGUUAUCGAUUCUUCCAGUGCCCCUCAGCUCAGACAAUCCUAUUGUAUAUGUAAAAAACCCGAGUCAGGUGAUGUAUGAGUCACGUCUGCUUUGUUGAUGGAAUCGGCGUCGAUUACCCGCAAUAUUGGUUCCGGUGUUUUAUGAACCGUGGUAAAAUUAAAUAAUAAAAACUAUCACACAUCCUUUUUUUAUCAAAACAACAUUUGCCGGCGUCACUUAAAAAUAAAAAAACGUCACACGGAGGAAGUGAUGGAUGCGGUUGAGAUAGCACGUGUUCAAAGUCAACCUGUCCGGUGUUGCCUAUUUUACCUUGUAUCCGAGCUUGAGGUUGUUAUAGUAAUUAUUUUUGACGCUAUGAAUAAGGCAUUGUAAGCAUCGAGUACAAUUUUUAUAUUGGAUGAAUUUAGCGGAAUUGAAACAGAAGAAUGGACAAGUUCAAAUAUUUGUUUACAUUGUUAAAAAAAGGUUUGUGUGGAU